CAACAUAAUGUUGAAAUGAGGAAAGACGUUCAUACCGACGAAUGGCACAUAAACAUGAUUUCACAGACUCCUAAAUUCCCACCUUACCGGCUUUUUCUGCCAUUUUUUAUUUGUCCAGUGGCAAUGUUUUGUUUGUAUUCCACCGCCAUCAACCUAACAAAGAAUCGUCGUGAAAAAGCCCACCAAGCCGCUGAUAACCGAAAAAAAUCGGGACUAUCCUUCCAACAAUGGCAUCAGUCCAAGACAGUGAGUAACCAAAAAAUCAAGUUCCAGGCCCCAAACCCGCCCUUGCGAGGAUUGAAAUUAAAACGAGAGUCCUGCGAUACGUGGAGCACACGAGAACAGCUGUGCCUGGCGUCAAGUGUUCUAAAAUCCGGUGACCAGAAUUGGAUAUCAGUGUCCAGGUCCCUGCGCCCGUUCGCCGAGAAGGAGGCUCUGCGGCCGCCAGAUUGGUUCUCCCAGAAGUCCUGUGCAAUUCAGUACGCGAUUCUUCUGGAGAACGCAGACACGCCAAAGCGAAAGAAAAGAGAGAGUGGCGAGACAACGGGCGAGUCGAUAGUUCGCCGGCUGACGCAGGAGAGAAUAACAGAACUGGGUCAGAUCUUAGCUUUCCAGAGGGACGAGUAUCAGCAGUUGAAGCACGAAGUGAAUCUCCUCCGAUCAGGUAAUAUUUCAGAUGAAAAACUCCAGAAAAUGUGGCAGGCGAUUGAGCAGGAGGAGAGAGAAGCAGAGCAAAAAGCAAAAGCACAUACAGACUGGCUGGCAAAACGUCAGCAAAAAAGUGAGGUUUCUGCUCAGAGCACCUCCAGAAAGAGCCUGGAGGCGCCAUCAGACGUGCCAGAGCUCCAGGAGCUCCAGCCAGAGACAGAGGAGGACCGAAAGAACCGAGGUGGACGUUCCCCCCUGCUGACGAGCCUAUUGAAGUCCCCUAGUCCCACCACACAGAUCCAGAAUCCUCCUUCAACAGCCCAAACCACAUCCCCGACAAUUGCAAGCCUGUUGGGGGGAAAUCCAAAAAAUCCAGCUCCCCAGAUGUCUACAACAUCUGCCACCCAGCUCCAUCACUUCAUCACAUCGACCCUGGCACCAUCAGUAUCGGAACGACCCUCUGCUGGGGCCCCCACACUUUCCAUGCUUCUGGAAUUACCUUCCAAUCUUCCUAGGGGGAGCAUAACUAAUCAGACUUCGUUAACAGACUCUGGAAGAACAAAGCUCACGAAUCAUGUAGCGAGUCCAAUUCCAACACCAAGUCCAGCGGAGGAGAACAUGGUUCAGAUCAUCGAUAACAUUGAUGAAGUCAUUGGUAAAGAUAAGCUCCCGGAGGUGAUAGAUAAGGACGAGAUCAAUGAGAUCAUCGGGGACAUUGAGGAGCUGAUUAAGGAGGAGAUCACGAAGAGUCCUGGGGAUGGAGCUGGAAUUAUAGAGACAAUUUCUGCUCCUGUGGAGGAGAGUAAAACUGGGAGGGAUGUGGAGUUGACGGUGUCUUCUAGCUCCCCUCCGGGUGAGGAGGUUGGGGAGAUUGACCAGAACAGUUCCAGCAUUGCUGAGAUCAUUGGAACAGCUGUUGAGGAAGAGAAAGUGGCUGAGGGAGAGGGAAAGACUGAGGAGGAGAGUAUGGAGGUGGAGGAGGAGAUUGACAAAGGGGAAGAAAAAGAGGAAAAAGUCGAGGAGGCUGAGGAGAAGGUGGAGGAGAAUAAAGGAAAUAGUGAGUCUGAGGAAGGUCAGGAUGGGAAUAAAGAUGAGGAGAAGUCUCCGGUGGCAGAUCCCGAGGGAGAGGGAGAGAAAGAAGAAAAGGUGGAGGAGGAUGAUAAGAAAAAUGAAGAGGGAGAGGAGAAGAGUGCUGAGGAGCCAAAGGGGGAGCCUGAGGAGAGCAGCAAACCUGAAGACGAUAAAACAGGGGACCAAAGGGAGGAUAAGGCAGGGGAGGAAAAGGAGGAAAAAGAGGAGAAGGAGGAGAAAGAUAAGUGUGACGAAUCUGAGGAGAAGGUGGACCCGAUUGAAGACAGUGAAGAGCCUUCAAAGGAACCUGAAAACGAAGAAGUGGAGAAAUCUGCGGUUAAGGAGGAAGCCCCUCAGGAAUCUGAAGAGAAGUCUGAUGCAGUUGAGGAAAGCCAGGAGGAGAAAACUGAUGACAAGUCUGAGAAGUCUGAGGAUCAGGAGCCGGUGCAAAAUCCCCCAGAUGUCAAUGGAGCUGGUCAAAAUGAAACGACUCCUGAUGCUGAAGAAUCGAAGGAGACUGAGGAAUCCAAAGAGCCUCGGGAGGCCUCCAAAUCCCCUGUGAUCCCAAAGGAGAAAAUAGAUGUGAAGGAGGAAGAAUCGAAGGGACCUGAGGAACAAUCCCCCAAGACCGAAGUGGAUGAGGAGCUGGAGGCCCCAGUGCUGCCGAGUGAGCUUGAAGAGCUCCCUCUGGAUAAACGAGGGAAGGAGGAGGAGGACGAGGCAGAGGCGGAACAUGAAGAAGAAGAGGAAGAGGAGAAGAAGGACCCGAAAGUGGAGGUGAAGAUCGAGCGACAGGAGGAGGAGGAGAAGACAGAGGCUGGUAAUUCUGUGAAGGACGAGCCCAUGGAGAAGUCAGACAAGCCAGAGACUGACGAGAAACCUGAGAAAGAGUCGAAGGGUGAGGACGAGAUCAAGAAGGAGGAGAUCAGUGCUGCUGAUGAUACAGACGUCGACGAGGAAGAGUCCUCACUGGCCAAACUUCCGGCUGGCCGAGCAAUGAAAACGUACUCCAAGAAGCAGAAUGUCGUUGUUGACAGUGAACCUGAGACUGAGACCAGUGAUACUGCUGAGUACAAGAUUUGGAAGAAGUCGAUACUCCUGCAUUACAGUCGUUUGGCCACUCACAAGUAUGCUUCGUUGUUCCUGAGGCCUAUCACUGAGGAUCAGGCGCCUGGGUAUCACUCGGUGGUAUUCAGGCCCAUGGAUCUGUCGACUAUUAAGAAGAAUAUCGACAAUGGUACCCUUAGGACCAAUAUGCAGUUUCAGAGGGAUGUUAUGCUCAUGUUCCAGAAUGCUAUUAUGUAUAAUAAGUCGGAUAGCUUUGUUUAUAAGAUGGCGGUUUCAAUGCAGGAGGAGUGUCUUCAGAGCAUGCAGAUUCUGGUCGAAGCAACGGGCGAAGGAGCCUUCAGACGAGAGACUAGAACUGCCACGAACAGCAGUUGUGAGAGCAGUGACAGCAGUAUCCUAAAACGCAAACGAAGCCUAAUUACUCCGAGUCCUCUCGAAACCGAGAGUCCGAGAAUGAAGAAGCGAAGAAAAUCGGAAAACGAUUAGAUUGAGAAAGUUUAAACUCCCAGUUCCUUGUACAGAUUCAUUCGAUUCAUCCAGGUGACGAGACAACUCGCCUCUCCAUUAUUUUCUAUUGUUUUUUUUUUAUUUGAAUAUGGCGGGCACUGAGUGACGCAUUUGGUUGUAAAAAUAACCAUAAAAUUAUCAAGUUUUCGGUUCUUUUUUGUAUAAAAAUACAGUUAAGUUGUAAAAAGAGCUAUUUAUUGAGGAGAUUUGACGAUGAACUGUGACUGGGGAGAUUCGCAGGGAUUAUUUGCCGAGGAGGAGGGAAAUUGUAUUUCUACUCAGGGACAGAGGAGUCCCUCGGAAUAUUCUGUGAGAUUUCUCGUUGAGUCUAUUCAAUAAAAAUUAUUUCAUAGAAGUAAUCAA
This is a messenger RNA of Diachasmimorpha longicaudata, 3657 nucleotides long. It is a transcript of the gene Brd8, whose product is annotated as bromodomain-containing protein 8. Lineage: Eukaryota; Metazoa; Arthropoda; Insecta; Hymenoptera; Braconidae. Gene Ontology annotation, molecular function: protein binding. Gene Ontology annotation, cellular component: NuA4 histone acetyltransferase complex. The coding region runs from base 16 to 3273 and encodes 1085 amino acids. The transcript has 3 exons. The record is from RefSeq and is a predicted model, not a curated record.